Molecule: messenger RNA, 343 nt
Organism: Hibiscus syriacus
Lineage: Eukaryota; Viridiplantae; Streptophyta; Magnoliopsida; Malvales; Malvaceae
Product: protein transport protein Sec61 subunit beta-like
Exons: 3
Coding region: 75-320 (81 amino acids)
Biological process (GO): intracellular protein transport
Cellular component (GO): Sec61 translocon complex; endoplasmic reticulum membrane
Source: RefSeq, a predicted model, not a curated record
UUGGACAGAGCACAGGCAGGCGUCUCCUAAACCUUGCUUCCAAAUCACGAUCUGAAUUCCGAGUCGACACAGAAAUGGCAACUGGAACAGCUCCACCAAGAGGAAGUGCGGCAGCGGCGGCAAGUCUGCGCAGGAGGAGAACAACAAGCGGUGGGAGUGCCUCAGGAGGUGCUGCUGGGACUAUGCUUCAGUUUUACACAGAUGAUGCUCCGGGACUGAAGAUCUCUCCAAAUGUGGUGCUUGUCAUGAGCAUCGGUUUCAUUGCUUUUGUUGCCAUUCUCCAUGUUAUGGGAAAGUUAUAUUUUGUUCGUAAGGAUUAGGAAGUCUUCCAAGUUUGUAUUUA